Messenger RNA from Cimex lectularius (bed bug), 1903 nucleotides. RefSeq names its product carcinine transporter-like. Bases 123 to 1751 code for a protein of 542 amino acids. The record is from RefSeq and is a predicted model, not a curated record. NCBI's taxonomy places the organism in Eukaryota, Metazoa, Arthropoda, Insecta, Hemiptera, Cimicidae. Gene Ontology annotation, molecular function: transmembrane transporter activity. Gene Ontology annotation, cellular component: membrane. The transcript has 11 exons. Gene Ontology annotation, biological process: transmembrane transport.
AGUGCAGAGAAGUUCUGGAUAUUGAAAUCUUAAUAGUAGAAGGCAUUCCAAAAACUUCAGUCCUCAAAAAGUCUAUUAAGACACAACUCAGAAUAGUUUGUUUUCACACAUUUUGGGAGACCAUGCAAGACAUAGAUGAUUAUUAUCCUCAUAUUGGUGAAUAUGGUAGAUUCCAAAAGAUAUUACUAUGGACUAUCCUAUUACCUAUUUUAAUACCUAGUUGUUUCACAACUUUUAAUCAAAUAUUUAUGUCUGAUGUACCUAACCAUUGGUGCCGAGUGCCUGAUUUAGAGCUCCUUUUGAAUGAUUCAGAAAAAAGGAGAAUGUUAUCUAUCCCUCUAGCGGAAGGAUACAACAAUUAUGAGAAAUGCUGGAGGUACAAAGUAAAUUGGACAGAAAUUAUAAGAGAAAAUAUUAGUCUUCCAAAUGCUUCAUGGCCUGUGGAAUCGUGCAUAGAUGGUUGGGAAUAUAACACAACUGAAGUCAGUUCAUCAGUUGCCAUAGAUUUUGAUCUUGUAUGUAAUAAGAGUAUUUAUCCAACGAUUGGUCUUUCAUUUUUAAAUAUGGGUGGACCUUUGGGUAUUUUCUGUUUUGGAUUAAUUAAUGACAGAUUUGGAAGAAAAUUUUCCUUAUUAGUAUGCUUGACGGUAACAAUUUUGAGCAAUACUUUGUCAGCUUUUGCACCUAAUAUAGUUUUCUGGAUGAUAACAAGAUUGUUUCUGGGAACAACAAUUCCAGCUCUUUACCACAUUGUUUUUAUACUAGCUCUUGAAAUUGUAGGAAAAAAAUAUCGGACAUGGAUUUCUUUAAUGUCAUGUUUUACAUUUACUUUUGGACUAAUGGCACUUUCUGCCAUUACUUAUUUGAUUCCGCACUGGAGAUACAUGACAAUAUUAACCGCUGCCCCAUUUUCAGUUUAUAUUUUUGUAUUAUGCUUUAUUCCAGAAUCUCCUAGGUGGUUAAUGGCAAGAAACCAUCACAAAGAAGCAGUUAAAGUGAUGAAAAACAUAGCAAGGAUUAACAAAAGGCAAUUAAAAGAUUCCUUUAUGGAUCUCAAGGACAUGGCGCCUCUUCAGUCAGGAUCACUAGAAUGUUCCAAAAAGAAAAACAUUAACAUUCUAGAUUUCUUCCGGAGUCCUAAUAUGAGAAUGAAAACUAUUCUGAUUUCUUACAAUUGGUUUGUAAAUGAAAUUGUAUAUAUCGGUUUAAGUUACUACAGUCCAUCUUUAGGCAGUGAAAAACACCUUUCAUUUUUCCUCAGUGCUUUGGUCGAAAUCCCAGGAAAUUUGUUAUGUAAAUACAUGAUGGAUGCAUGGGGGAGAAAACUUCCUAUUUUCGUUCUUAUGAUAAUUAGUGGAGUGUUCUGCAUAAUUACAGUUUUUCUUCCAAAAGAUGCAGUUAUAGCCAUUAUGGUCAUAUUCUUAAUAUCCAAAUUUGCUAUCUCAGCUUCAUUUCUCAUAAUGUACACAUAUGCUGGUGAACUAUAUCCCACAGAUGCACGAGGGCUGGGGCUUGCUGUAUCCGCAUACUGCAGCGCUGUGGGACGUGUUUUUCUUCCUUUUGUGACAUACCUCGGGUCAGAUGACCUUGCACUACCUUUGGUCAUACUUGGAAUCCUUUCAGUUAUCGGAGGAACAUUGUCGUUAAGACUGCCAGAAACCCUCAAUCAAUCACUACCACAAACAAUCGCAGAAGGAGAAGAGUUUGGGAAAGAUUUGUCUUUCAGUAAUUGCUGGAAAUUUUUAAAAUAAUUAAACAUUAAUUAUUACACUAGUAUAAUUUUACUAUGUACAAAUCUUGUAAAUUACCAAACUAUAUAAAUAUCUACAUUGUUGAGUUUUAUAUAUUUUAUAUUAUUGUAUAUUACAAGAAUAUUACAAAUAACAAAAAAAGGAAAAAGCAC